AGGACACUUACAAAAGAAAAACCAUAUUCUUGUGAAAUUUGUAAAAUGUCAUUUACUGAGAGUGCGAGUUUGAAAAUUCAUAUGAGGACACUUACGAAAGAAAAGCCAUAUUCUUGUGAGAUUUGUAAAAAGGCAUUUUCUCAUUGUGGCCAUUUCAAAAUCCAUUUGAGGACACAUACAAAAGAAAAGCCAUAUUCUUGUGAAAUUUGUAAAAAGGCAUUUUCUCAAAGUAGUCAAAUCAAAAUCCAUUUGAGGACACAUACAAAAGAAAAACCAUAUUCUUGUAAAAUUUGUAAAAAGGCAUUUUCUCAGCGUGGACAUUUGAAAAUCCAUUUGAGGACACAUACAAAAGAAAAACCAUAUUCUUGUGAAAUUUGUAAAAAGGCAUUUUCUCGAAGUGGUCAAAUCAAAAUCCAUUUGAGGACACAUACAAAAGAAAAACCAUAUUCUUGUGAAAUUUGUAAAAAGACAAAAGAAAAACCAUAUUCUUGUGAAAUUUGUAAAAUGUCAUUUUCUGAGAGUGGGAGUUUGAAAAGUCAUAUGAGGACACAUACGAAAGAAAAACCAUAUUCUUGUGAAAUUUGUAAAAAGGCAUUUUCUCAUUGUGGCCAUUUCAAAAUCCAUUUGAGGACACAUACAAAAGAAAAGCCAUAUUCUUGUGAAAUUUGUAAAAAGGCAUUUUCUCAAAGUAGUCAAAUCAAAAUCCAUUUGAGGACACAUACAAAAGAAAAACCAUAUUCUUGUAAAAUUUGUAAAAAGGCAUUUUCUCAGCGUGGACAUUUGAAAAUCCAUUUGAGGACACAUACAAAAGAAAAACCAUAUUCUUGUGAAAUUUGUAAAAAGGCAUUUUCUCGAAGUGGUCAAAUCAAAAUCCAUUUGAGGACACAUACAAAAGAAAAACCAUAUUCUUGUGAAAUUUGUAAAAAGGCAUUUUCUCAAAGUGGACAGUUCAAAAUCCAUUUGAGGACACAUACAAAAGAAAAGCCAUAUUGGAAGACACAUACAAAAGAAAAACCAUAUUCUUGUGAAAUUUGUAAAAAGGCAUUUUCUCAAAGUGGACAAUUAAAAAUCCAUUUGAGGACACAUACAAAAGAAAAACCAUAUUCUUGUGAAAUUUGUAAAAAGUCUUUUUCUGUUAGUGGAAAUUUAAAAAUCCAUUUGAGGACACAUACAAAAGAAAAACCAUAUUCUUGUGAAAUUUGUAAAAUGUCAUUUUCUGAGAGUGGGAGUUUGAAAAUUCAUAUGAGGACACAUACGAAAGAAAAACCAUAUUCUUGUGAAAUUUGUAAAAAGGCAUUUUCUCAGCGUGGAUAUUUCAAAAUCCAUUUGAGGACACAUACAAAAGAAAAACCAUAUUCUUGUGAAAUUUGUAAAAAAACAUUUUCUCAAAGUGGACAAUUCAAAAUCCAUUUGAGGAUACAUACAAAAGAAAAACCAUAUUCUUGUGAAAUUUGUAAAAAGGCAUUUUCUCAAAGUGGACAAUUCAAAAUCCAUUUGAGGACACAUACAAAAGAAAAACCAUAUUCUUGUGAAAUUUGUAAAAAGUCUUUUUCUUCUUUUUCUGUUAGUGGAAAUUUCAAAAUCCAUUUGAGGACACAUACAAAAGAAAAACCAUAUUCUUGUGAAAUUUGUAAAAUGUCAUUUUCUGAGAGUGGGAGUUUGAAAAGUCAUAUGCGGACACAUACGAAAGAAAAACCAUAUUCUUGUGAAAUUUGUAAAAAGGCAUUUUCUCAUUGUGGCCAUUUCAAAAUCCAUUUGAGGACACAUACAAAAGAAAAGCCAUAUUCUUGUGAAAUUUGUAAAAAGGCAUUUUCUCAAAGUAGUCAAAUCAAAAUCCAUUUGAGGACACUUACAAAAGAAAAACCAUAUUCUUGUAAAAUUUGUAAAAAGGCAUUUUCUCAGCGUGGACAUUUGAAAAUCCAUUUGAGGACACAUACAAAAGAAAAACCAUAUUCUUGUGAAAUUUGUAAAAAGGCAUUUUCUCGAAGUGGUCAAAUCAAAAUCCAUUUGAGGACACAUACAAAAGAAAAACCAUAUUCUUGUGAAAUUUGUAAAAAGGCAUUUUCUCAAAGUGGACAGUUCAAAAUCCAUUUGAGGACACAUACAAAAGAAAAGCCAUAUUCUUGUGAAAUUUGUAAAAUGUCAUUUUCUGAGAGUGGAAGUUUGAAAAAUCAUAUGAGGACACAUACGAAAGAAAAACCAUAUUCUUGUGAAAUUUGUAAAAAGGCAUUUUCUCAGCGUGGACAUUUCAAAAUCCAUUUGAGGACACAUACAAAAGAAAAACCAUAUUCUUGUGAAAUUUGUAAAAAAACAUUUUCUCAAAUUGGACAAUUCAAAAUCCAUUUGAGGACACAUACAAAAGAAAAACCAUAUUCUUGUGAAAUUUGUAAAAAGGCAUUUUCUCAAAGUGGACAAUUAAAAAUCCAUUUGAGGACACAUACAAAAGAAAAACCAUAUUCUUGUGAAAUUUGUAAAAAGUCUUUUUCUGUUAGUGGAAAUUUAAAAAUCCAUUUGAGGACACAUACAAAAGAAAAACCAUAU
Messenger RNA from Uloborus diversus, 2541 nucleotides. RefSeq names its product zinc finger protein 208-like. The transcript has 5 exons. The record is from RefSeq and is a predicted model, not a curated record. NCBI's taxonomy places the organism in Eukaryota, Metazoa, Arthropoda, Arachnida, Araneae, Uloboridae. The annotation marks the transcript as partial. Gene Ontology annotation, molecular function: zinc ion binding; nucleic acid binding. Gene Ontology annotation, cellular component: nucleus.